AUGCAGAGCCGAGGGAGCGGAUGGGCUCAAUCUUUUGAGAGUGAGGGCCCCAAUCUCUCUCUUGAUCUUGUCCUGAAGCAGGGGCCCGCCUUUGUCCUCUACGGCUACUCACUUUCCUCCAGCACCUUGGCCCUUGGAUCUAUCCUCUUCCAUGCCUCUGUCUCACGUCCUCCUGACCGGCCUCCGUCCUCACUCCUCCCCCUUCCGUUCCCUUCAGUUCGGGCCUUCAUGUGGAGCGAGGAGGGCGAGGGGGCAGCGCAGCGGGGUAGCGCGGUGGGCGAAACAGCGGGCGCCACAGCGGGCGGCUCGGAUGGAGGUGGGCGAUGCAGCAGGGGGGCAGCGCAGAGGGCGACACGGACGGAGGUUGAUGGACAACAGUGGAAGUGGGGCGGCAGGCCGGGCGACACGGACAGAGGUACAAUGUUGAUGGACAACAAUGGAAGUGGGGCGGCCGGGCGACACGGACGGAGGUUGAUGGACAACACUGGAAGUGGGGCGGCCGGACGACACGGACGGAGCUGGCAGGUGUCCAAGACCGAAGACCGCCUCCGACUGCAGCAUAGGUGUUGUGCGGCAGAGGUUGGUGACGGCGUUGGGACGGACGCCUCCCACGCCUGA
Closterium sp. Naga37s-1 is the source of this 618-nucleotide messenger RNA. NCBI's taxonomy places the organism in Eukaryota, Viridiplantae, Streptophyta, Zygnematophyceae, Desmidiales, Closteriaceae. The record is from the annotation of a GenBank genome assembly.